GCGGUGUUUCCGGCAGACGUAGGUUACAAAAAAGGUGCGGGGUGUCGGGGACAACAGACAGAGGGGAACGGUCCUUUGAGGGAGAUGUGAGAGCGGAGACCUGCUCAGGAAAGCAUGAGAGAGCAGAGGGAUCAGAGCAUGGUGGAAGAUCUCUCUGGGUUGGACGAUGGAAGGACUGGGAAAGGAGAGAUCCGUGUGCCGCGCCGGUGACUUCCCAUGGCUCAGUCAACACCCCGAACCGGAGGCCUCGACCCUGCUAUGGAGACUCAAGGACUGCUUCACCGCCGCAGAGACCACCGCCGAUAAACAAAACAACUACAUGGAGAGCAGAAAGGCCGUGCUUGAACUGAAAGAUGUUCCCCCUCCUCCUCCACACCGUGCUUCCUCCUCCCAAUCAUCGCAGCCCUUCUCUCUUGCCCCUUUCCCUUUGCCUCAUCCCUGCUUGCCUCCGCAACCUCAGCUCACGCAAGGCUCCCACCAACAACAGCAGCCACAGAAUCAACAAGAGGGGGCUAGCCCCAAAGUAAGCAUUUGCACUCACUGUGACUAUUGCAGCACAGGUGGCAAGGGGUUAUCAGGUGGUGGAGAUUUUGUUGGUAACAGUAGCAGCACUGCUGGAGUUGUCUCGCUCUAUAUUGCCCCACGGUCUCUAGGAACAUCCAUCAGCCAGAGCAGUAUUAGCACAUCUGGGCCUUGCUCUGUAGCUUCAUCUGUGUAUCAGUAUAGCUCAGGUUAUAGCUGUGGAAGUGGAGGAGACCCUCUUGGUUCCAAACCUCAGCUGCGCUCUUCUGUCGCUACCUCUCAGCCUGUUUCAUCACACCCCUUCCUCCCCUGUUGCUCAGGGCUUCUCCGCACCUACCCAGCUGGACCUCUUCCAUGCAGUCAACCCAGCCUAUUUCCCUCCUCAGCUCCUCUAGCUUCAUCUCUUCCCUCUCUUCCCUCCGUUUCCUCCGUUUCCUCUCUACCCGCUCCAUUGCACGGCUCUUGCCUGGCGCCUUCUGGCUACUACACCUGUGGUGUGGACUGCAGCCCAUCAGCCAGAAGAUCCCAGAGAAGCACACUCGGUGACCAUUCGACACCUACCACCUUCACUACUACCACCACCUCAGCACACUUCUGCUCUAAUCCUAUGCACCUAAAUGUAGAACGCACGGUUUGUGUGAAGGGGGCGCACUACUGUCGGGAGUGCUUCUUGAAGCCACUGAAUGGUCUGGCAUCAGAUUCAGACAAGGCUUGGCCAAAUAUUCCUGUGCCCCAGACUGCUCCUGUCCCAAUCCCAAUUUGCAAUGGCUGUGGCACCUCCUCUGAUGGCAUGAUGCACAUGCCAUCGACCGGCCUCAGCAAGAUUGGCCAGAAGUAUGGGUCGCCAGAGAACGGUGGUCCCGAGAACAUCCCUCCAGUGGGGGUCUUCUGGGACAUUGAGAACUGCAGUGUUCCCAGUGGUCGCUCUGCUGGAGCCGUGGUCCAGCGUAUUCGCAGUCGUUUCUUCCAGGGUCACCGUGAGGCCGAAUUCAUUUGCGUCUGUGAUAUCAGCAAGGAGAGUAAAGCCGUCAUCCAAGAGCUCAACAACUGCCAGGUCACUGUUGCACAUAUCAACGCAACAGCCAAGAAUGCAGCGGAUGACAAACUUCGCCAGAGCCUACGACGCUUUGCUGAGACCCACACUGCACCUGCGACUGUUGUACUAGUAUCCUCGGAUGUGAACUUUGCAAGCGAGUUGAGUGACCUGCGCCAUCGUCACGGUUUCCAGGUUAUUCUGGUCCAUGGCAACCAUACGUCUUCAGCUCUUCUGCAGCACGCCCACCGCCAAGUGGCCUUUCAGGAGAUCACAGCUGACUUGCCACCGCGAAUGCUUGUCAAAGCACAGACAGGCACGCUGUCUCUUCCUCCCCUCCUUCAGCCGAGUUUCAACCUCCUCUAUGUGCACAACCUCCCUGUCAUCGUUGACAAGAGCCUGCGGAAUGCUGUGAAGCUCAGGCUCCGCCGCCUGUCUGACAACUGUGGCGGCAAGGUGCUGGGCAUGUCCCAGGGCACAGCCAUACUCCGUUUUGGCAAUCCUGAGGCUGCUGCACGUGCCCGCAAGCGCAUGGAAAAUGAGGAUGUGUUUGGCCACCGAAUCAGCCUCUCCUUCUCCCCGCGGCCCAGAGAUGACGCAAGUCCUGAGCCUGAGCUUCAGUCUCAGCCCCAUCACUUGCCUCGGGCUCCGCCCCAGCCCUAUCAAAUCCAGGAUUCAAUGUCCGCCCCGCCCCCAUCCAUUUCCUCCUUCUCAUUUCUGCCCCUGGAGAAGCCCAGGUCACCCAGGAGGCCACGGCGAGCAACCCGCCCAUGCCUCACCCCUGGCCCAGUGCCUGAAAGGCCCUACAGCCCCAGGAGGGUGUGCAGUGGGCCUCCCGGUGGUGCUCCAGCCAAGCCCCAUCAGGAGCUGGGUAAUUUGGAGGGCAAGUCCAGAAUGGGCUUUCACCAACUGGAAAAGGGCCGAGCUGCUUCCUCUUCCCCCCAUAGCAAUGGAGAGACAGGGAUCCUGGAGCAGCUGUCCAAACCCGGCCUCGCUGGAGAAUCCAUGUACAGGAGGAGAAGAGAGGGCUUCAAUCCUCGCAGCGUGACCGUCUCCCCUGUGGAACAAGGGGACAAGAGCUCUGGUGAAUUCCAGAUCAGCACACCCUCAGCCUUCAGCAAGCUGAACCUGCACAGGAGCUUCAGUCCUCUUGUCCUCUCCCAGGGCUCCUGGUCCUCCAGGAGUGCGUCCCCCUGCAUCUCCAGCCGCUCCUCGCCAGUUCUUGCUGCCCCUCGCAGCCCAUGUCUCGAAGGUCCUACCGAACCGUUUUCAGAGGGGGCGGAGGUCCAGGUGGGCAACCUGGACUACAGAAUGUCCCGCAAGGACCUGCAGCAGACACUGCACGACACCUUCUCCCGAUAUGGGCGGGUGAAAGCUGUGGAGCUGAGCCCUCACACUGACUAUCAGCUGAAGGCCACGGUUCAGAUGUUGUCCCUGCAGCAGGCCAUCAGCGCCGUCAGUGGCCUGCACCGCUACAAGAUUGGAGGCAAGCGCAUGCAGGUGUCUCUGAUCACCGGUGGCAGCAGCAAAUCCCUUGCUAUGCUCAGCUCAGAGAUCAUCUGCAUUCUUCAGGAUGCACCUGCCAGUUGUCUUCCCCUCUUCAAGUUCACCGAGAUCUAUGAGAAAAAAUAUUCCCGUAAGCUAGCAGUUGGGGAUCUGUACAGACUGCCAGAGGUGGUGACGGUACGGGAACAAGGCGGCUCGAGGCUCGUGUGCCUUCUGCCCAGCAGCCAAAUCCGUCAGAGUCCACUGGGAUCUUCCCAGUCCCAGGAGGGCUCGUCUUCUGCUAGUGGAAGCCCUGUGGUGUUCGAGGAGCUCGAGUACCAUGAACCUGUGUGCAGACAACACUACGCACAGCAGGACUUCAGCGAGGCUGACUUUGACCCCGACUCCUAUAAAAUCCCAUUUGUUGUGAUGUCUCUGAGCACCUUAGCCACUGAGGUCCACAGUCUGCUGCAGUCACAUGAAGGCACCCUCCCACUGCUCAGUUUUCCAGAGUGCUAUGCAGCUAAAUUUUGCCCACUACAACUGGGCAGUGAGACAAUGGAGGGUGGCGUUUCCCUGGAACACCUCAUCACCUGUGUUCCCAGCAUCACAAUCGUCACCGCUCAGAACGGCUUUAAAGUCAUCAAGUGGAUCCACAACAAACCACCAGCACCAAACUCUGAGCCUUGGAUUCAGCGCUGCAAAAGUCCAGUGGGCAACCCUCAGCUCAUUCAGUUCAGCCGAGAGAUUAUUGACCUCUUGAAGAGUCAGCCUUCUUGCAUCAUGCCCAUCAGCAAGUUCAUACCCUCAUACCACCAUCACUUCGCCAAGCAGUGCCGCGUCUCUGACUAUGGCUACUCCAAACUGCUGGAGCUGCUGGAGGCUGUACCACACGUUCUGCAGAUCUUAGGCAUGGGUACCAAACGUUUACUGACCCUCACCCAUCGUGCUCAAGUGAAACGCUUCACCCAAGACCUGCUCAAACUGCUCAAGUUUCAAGCCAGCAAACAAGUGUCAAUCAAGGACUUCAUGCAGGCAUACCAUUGGUGCUUUUCCAGAGACUGGAGGGUUAUUGACUAUGGCAUAUGUGACCUGAUGGACCUGCUGACUGAGAUCCCUGAAACCACCAUCACCAUCACACAACAGGCCACGGACACAGUUAUAUCUGUUCCCAAAAGAGAACGCACCAUGGAGGAGAUGGAGCGCACCAAGCAGUUUGCUAAGGAGGUGGUGGACCUGCUCCGUCACCAGCCUCACUGCAGAAUGCCCUUCAGUAAGUUCAUCCCCACCUAUCACCAUCACUUCGGUCGCCAGUGCAAGCUCAGCUACUACGGCUUCACCAAGCUCAUGGAACUCUUUGAGGCAAUCCCCGACGUGCUGAUGGUGUUGGAGUGCGGUGAGGAGAAGGUGUUGACGCUGACAGAGGUGGAACGCAUCAAGGCCCUGGCGGCUCAGCUGGUAAAGCUGCUGCGGGCUCAGAGAAACGCCAGCCUCCCCGUCGGCCUGCUGCUCACCGAGUACAGCAAGACCUUUGGUUACGGCCUACGCCUGCAGGACUACGAUGCAAGCUCCCUGCCCGCUCUGCUGACCAAACUCUGCCAUGUUGUCAAGGUGGUGGAUGGCUCGGAGGGUCGGGAAGUGCAGUUGAUCAACAGGAAGUCUCUGCGCUCGCUGACAUCCCAGCUCCUGGCUCUGCUCAUGUCCCAGGAAGAGGAGCAGGUCACCAAGGGCCUGAAGGUGGAGGAGCUGAGCCAGCGUUACCUGACCGCCCACGAAGUCGCGCUCAACCCAUGUGAAUAUGGGUUCCUCUCCCUCAGCGAGUUACUCAAGAGUUUGCCCUACCUCGUGGAGCUAUACCAUGAGGAAAUUGAUGAAAACAGCAAGGCUGUGAACACUGCCACUGGUGAGGAGUGGGUGAGGUUGACCAGGCUUUACCAGUUUGCCCGCAACAUCCGUGCCCUGCUCCACACGUACCACUACAACCAGAUCUUUCUGACCGAGUUCCAGGGAGCUUACAACAAAUUUACAGGCUGCAGCCUUGAGCCACGUCGCUAUGGAUACGCCAGCAAUGAUGAGCUGCUCAGCGCCAUUCCACAGGUGGUCUGGAUCAAAGGGCACAGUCACAAGAGGAUUAUCGUUUUGAAGAACGAUAUGAAAGCGAGGACAGGCUCUUCAGUCCCCAGCAGCCCCCAGCCAGGAGGAAACACAGGACGCCUGAGAGACGACCCCGUGAGCAGCACAAAUUCUCGAGCCCAGAGUCCAGACGUUGAUGUAGCUGCCGAGUCAGAGCUGCUGUGUCUGACCUCCCCGGUGGACCUGCUGUGUGGCCCUGUACCGUCCUGCUUACCAUCACCUCAGCUUCACCCCGACCCCGUUCUCCUCCAGCAGGCCGACCUGAUUCACUUUGAGUGGAAAACUUCACCACCAACAGAGGUCGAUGAAUUUGAGGUGGCUGCUGCUGCAGCAGUCGUUGGCGGCACAGCUGAUCCGCUGGAGGAGCCUGGCAGUGUGGACGAGUCUGCCGUCACCAAACCGCCAAGCAUGAUGAAGACCCCCUUGUGUGACAGUCCCAGCAGAAGAGCUGCACGCAGCCGAAUCAAGCUAGCUGCCAACUUCUCCUUCACAGCAGGCCUCUGAUCCUGUGACGCGCACACCUCUAGUCCCCAUACACACGAAGCAAUACUAGUUCACACAUAGUGUAACUCUAAAUAGAAGAGUUGACCGGCUACACUAAACACACUGCACAGAAAAGAACCCAGGAGAGCGGGGGUUUUAUUAUCCCCCUCUACAUCCAGACAGCUCUCGUCUUCAUCACUCGUCCGCCACCGUUCCUCGUUUAUUUUGUUUCACAAUCAGUGUGUUCUUCCAGUGUCGAUCACCGAGCUGUGAGUUUUUCCUUUUUGCAGUUUUUCUGCAAUCCUUUAAUUUGCCAAAUUCAUCUACUGUAAACGGUGUUUGUUUUCAUCCUAAGGGAAGUUGAUGUACAAUUCCACGAAUGUGCAUCCUCUGCAUAGAGCCAUGUUGUGUCGGAACACACAAUGAAUGAAACUGAGUUAGUUGUCACUGUUGAGAGUAUCCGUUAACAAUGGGAGAACUGCUACGGAUGAAUAUAACCAUGUUUUCUCAAUGAAAUCCCCCAAAAUUUAGUUACACACAUUCUCACUCCUUUCAAGGGAAUAGACAACUGGAGGUUUGUAGAGAUGUUUUGUUUCACCAGUCACAUUGAGAAACCUUCAUUAUGCUUCCUCGCUGUAUACCCCCACCCCCCUAACAGAAAAUUUCAUUUAUGAACUAAUUUCCAAUUUUGGAGAUUUUAAUUUGUAGGCCACCCCAGACAUGUCAAUCAAACUGGCUGCUAAAGCCGCUACCCGUCUCAUUCUUUUAGUCUCCUCUCUGCCGACUGCUCAGGAGGCUGCUUCUCUUUGAGGUGUAUUCUCAUCUGUUGUCUCUGUCGUCAAGCAGCCUACUGACUGUGUUUUUCAGUUUCUUUUAUAGAAUGCAGAGUAUUUGGGAGACUAUUUGGUUAGUUUGGCCUAAAUGUGUGGUGUAUUUGGCAACAUUCCAAUGAUGGAACUGAAGAGAAACUGUUCAGAUGGCGGCCUCAUUCAAAUGGAAGCGAAACGGUCUUUGAACAGUUUGUCUCAAAUGGUUUUGACCAAUAUUGUGAGAAUCACUUCUGUCAGGAUUAUUUUCUUGUAGUAUCUCGACUUCAUUUGUAGCAAAGAUUUUGGCACGUCUCUCCGAGGCCACUGACGAAGGCCUAAAAAGAAAAGAGGAGGCUCUUUAUUAUACCAGCCAGGUUUGUGCUAAGGCAGCAGGAGCCGACACAUACUGUCUUCAGACAGCAGCCAGUGUGUUUGUGUUCUCUGAGCUCUGUUUUUGUCUGCGUGUGGUUUACACUGGAGUCAGGUGGCGUGAAAUGUGCAUGUUGUGCAUAAAUUAAUUUAUGCAUGGUGUAAGCCCAAGGAGGAGCAGACAGGAGCACACGACAUGACUUAAUUUAAGAUCGGUCUUUUUAUUUCCAUCGUGUUUUAAGGAUCUUAAGAGUUGGCGUCACCCUUUGCAGUUACACGGAAAGCGCUCGCGUUUUUUUUUCUUUCUUCUUUUUUGCCAACCUUGUUGCUGGCAGGCAGCGAUAUCAGUGGUGCUGUCCACACCGUCUGAGUUGGAAGGGAGCGGUGAGCGCUCCGGAGUUUUUGAUUUUUAAUGACGGGUUGAACGGUGGUGAGGUUUGAGGGAAGGGAGACGGGAGAGUGAGGCGACGGGCUGUUUGUGGAGCCUCCUGAACGGACUGUGACGUACACACAGAGGACCCUCUGCGGCUCUCUGGAAUCUGCCGGGCUUUUACAAUGGCUUGUAUUUGCCACGGUGCCAAAGGAAUCACCAUCGCGACCCCCCCACCCCCCCGUCCCAAUAGAGGAGUUUUUACUUAUUGAUGUGUGUUGGUUUCCUCAGUUUCCCCUCUGUCUCAAGUGUUUACAAGACUGCUGGCUGCUGAAGUGCUACCAACCAAUGACGGCCGUCCGUGACGCUUAGCGUGACCCAGGCGUCGCUGUUGAAAGAAUGGGCAGAAGCCCAUUCGCUCCGUUUUCUGCGCAGUUUCAAGUGUUUAGCAGUGUCCUCCCAUGAGUUGUCUUUGUCGGACUUGAUUUUUGACUCGGUGUGCAAAACAUUAAUGCCGAGAGACUCCACCUGCCAACUCACCAAAAUCUCUGAAGCACUUUUUUAAAUAGGCCCGUUCUGGCUCGUCUCUCCUCCGACGUUCUACUCAACUGUCUGGAAAACCCCUUUGACGAAGGUACAAGCAAUUCAGAAUCACUGUUUUAAAAUUGCUCGUGAUGGAAAAAUGGCAUGAAAUGCUCAUACGAAAUAACUAGAUUUAAAUUUGAAAGAACGACCAUUCGUUUUUUUUUUCCUGUAUUCGGGGGAAUCCUAGCUCUCCCCGGAGAACUGCAGUGGCAACUAACUGAGAUUUAUAUUUUAACUUCCCCUCCUGUCGCUUGAUUAGAUCAGUGAGAAGCUACUUUACCUGUCAAAAUAUGCAUUUAUGCAUAGUUUUGGUUCAUGAAAUACACAUGAGAUUAUUUUUUUUGGGGGGGGGGGGUGAUUUUGGCCUCUUUGUUAAUUCAUUGGCUAUAACUGUGUGCCACUCCACUUUGACAUGACGGUUCUCCAGUCUUGCUGUUUUAAGACUGAUUCUUUCUUAAGUCAUCACUGCGGUGUCCUUAAAACUCCUGCCUUGUGAUUACUUUUUGUUUACAGUUGUCUCCCCCACACUUUUUAUUGGCUCACCACACCACAAGUCGCUGUAACAGUCCAACAACAACGACGGAGGGACCAAAACGAUUUAUGUUAAUAAAUUUCACAAGCAUCA
Scophthalmus maximus (turbot) is the source of this 8414-nucleotide messenger RNA. Its product is annotated as meiosis regulator and mRNA stability factor 1. Gene Ontology annotation, molecular function: mRNA base-pairing post-transcriptional repressor activity; RNA nuclease activity; CCR4-NOT complex binding. The transcript has 27 exons. The coding region runs from base 167 to 5677 and encodes 1836 amino acids. Gene Ontology annotation, cellular component: cytoplasm; peroxisome. Gene Ontology annotation, biological process: post-transcriptional gene silencing. The record is from RefSeq and is a predicted model, not a curated record. Lineage: Eukaryota; Metazoa; Chordata; Actinopteri; Pleuronectiformes; Scophthalmidae.